CACACAAGACUGAUUUUUUUUUUUUUAAAAAAAAAUUCAGACAGCCUAACAUAUAUUUCUUGAACAGGCCUUAAAAGGCCGCGCUUCCAAGAUUGCCACCUCUUUUCUUUUUUCCCUUCACCUCUUCAUCGGCGACGUGACUUCUGGUAUCAAUGCCUUGUUCUUCAACGGAAUUCUAGGGUUUCAAUGAUUGACAUUGCCAUUUUUCUCCCCAUUUCUUCAUCCUUCACGUUUUUCCAACCGAAUUUGAGCUUACUCUCCCCGAAUUUCCUCUACAUUUUGCUAAAUUCUCAUCGUUUAUCCACCGACUCGUCUCUCUCGAAAUUCCAAGUGAUCACCGACAGUGAGCUCUGUUUCUCAAGAACUUGAUGGUAUGUCCUCUUGGAAGUGGGAGAAUGGAAGCCUUGACAAGGCUUCUUGUAGCUGGAAAUGUCCAACAAACAGCUUCAGAGGAAACAGGCCGCCAUAAAUUAGCUGCUCAGUACAUUCAAAGAGAAUUGAGAGAGGCAGAUGAAGCAAAUUUGAUUGAUGAAAAAGAUAUGCACAUGUUUGGUUUGAGGCCACUUACAGAACCUUUGCAUUUGGUGUGUUGCAAUGCUUGUAAGAAGCCAAUAAAGGCCAGCCAAUACGUUGCCCAUUCAGAGCUUUGUAAGUCAUUAAUCUCUGCAGAAGAAAAUGUUUUGGAGGUCAAUGAUGGUACCGUGCACAAGAAACGCCCGAGGAAAGAGAGGAAAAAGUCACUAACUGCAUACUCUAACAAACCUAUAUCAGGCAGAAAGAAAGCAAAACCUGAAUUGUUAGAUAAUGGUUUUGCUGCAUCAUCAUGCUGUUCGGAGGAGUUUCAUUCAACUGUUUCUAUUCCUAAAGAUAUAAGAAUUUCAUCACACUUAAAUGUGGCCACCAUGAGAAAUAGUUCCAUGGUUAAUCCUGGACCUGUAGAUUGCUCAGAAGGUGCAAUCUUGCACCAGGAAGAACAUUCUAAGAUGCUAAUUGUGGGAAAUCGGCAGCUAUUAGCUGAUUUUGGUGCAGUAAAUGGUGUUACUAAGAGUUGGUCUGCAAAUUCAAGAGAAGCUAUUCCCUUUUCAGGUGAAGAGCAUCAAGAAAGGUCAACUGCUGGCAGUGACAAUACUGGUAGUCGUGCUGCUGCAGUUAAAAUUGCCACUCAAGUCCAAAAAUAUUGUUCAAAGGCUGAAGAUGUUCCACAUCCACUUGCAACUAAGAUGUACUAUUCUCAGAGGGAACUUCGUCUCAGAUCAGCUCUCAGUUAUAUGUAUCAUGAGGCAUCAUGUAAUGACAGUGGCAGCGAGUUUGCCUGUCCAAAAGUAUUAAAAAGUAGUGUGAUGCCAGCUGACAUAUUAUGUCAUAGCAACAACUCCCAUAUACAAAUUAAUUACCAGCAGGAGAAGGCACGUGAUCAUUCCUUUCCGUUGGUCGAAAAGCCAAAUUUACUUCAAAUGGUUGAAUCUGGGGGAUGUCCACCACCUAUGAACAUCACAUCCCAAUUUCCUGUGAAUAAUGUCCUAACACACACCUCCAUUGCCAAUAGUGGAAGCAACUAUAAGUCAAAUUGUUAUUCAUUUGCAGGCCACUCAGGCAAGCAGCUAGAACCUAUGCAGCAGAAUGAGGGAAAUAGAGCAUCUGUACAAAAUUACUGAAGGAACUUUUUUGUAGAGGAAAGUCAAACGUCAUUCCUGUUCACUUUGUAAGGUAGGAUACAUCCGCUGACUGGCCAUGCUAAAUGGUGGGACUAGUCCACCCUAAGCUUCUCCAAUAGAUUCGAGAAAUGGCUCCAUAAUGGAAGACGCAGUGCUAGUUCUUCCUUUGAUUAGAUUCUCUGGUACAUGAAGGUUUUUUUUCUCUCUUGUCUCAGAAAACUAACUGCCAACUGUACAUGAUCUUCCAUACAAAAACAUCCUUGAGGAUGUAGACCCUAGUGACUCAUCAAGAUAUUUCAGAUAUCCUUUUGGAUAAUCAUUUUGUACAAAGAACGUCAAUCACUAAUGAUAUUAACUUUUGUUAAUGCCCUUA
Solanum dulcamara is the source of this 2028-nucleotide messenger RNA. RefSeq lists its product as uncharacterized. The record is from RefSeq and is a predicted model, not a curated record. NCBI's taxonomy places the organism in Eukaryota, Viridiplantae, Streptophyta, Magnoliopsida, Solanales, Solanaceae. The transcript has 13 exons. Gene Ontology annotation, cellular component: SAGA complex. The coding region runs from base 369 to 1655 and encodes 428 amino acids.